CACGUGUGUAAAAUAUACUCAAUAAAAUCAGAAAGGCUUUGUGCCAACCGGUGCCGAUGGAGCAGGGCCUGCAAAUGCGUGAACGUUUUCAUGCCCUGUCAUGUCGGACUCAUUUGUCCGGCUUUAUUCCUACUUUGCAAGUCGACACCCAGGGUUGCACCAUGGUGGUUGUUUUUCCAAGAUGUACUGCUGCUGGCGGCACAGUGCCCAGGCACGAACUGGUGGACAAACCACUUACACGGGCAAAAAGGAUCUUUCACACCUUUUCCUGCGACAGCAAGUCCACGUGUGAAAGGUUGAAACAUAUCAAAUCGGAUGAUGAGGCUGUUCGCAUGGAGCUGUACCAGCAGGACAUCCGUGAUAGGUUUAUUGAGAUUCUGACUGAGUCGGGUUUGGAAGCCAGCCAGUUCGCCAGUAUUGACCAUGAUGAAGACUUCUUGAAAAUACAUCUUCCAGAAAGGGGCCCCACGAUCGAGUUCAUGGCCGAUACUUUACACUACCUCAUGCCAUUGGACAAAUCAGUUUACAAAGGCAUUGAGGCCCAUCAUCCUUAUCCUGGAGGCCAUCCAUUGCCGAAUAAUGACUCACAGGAUGUGUUGGCUUAUGCUGAAUUCUCAAGAAAGGAGAAGAACAACUUUCAAGAUUUUCGAUCGAUAGACAGCGUUCGAAUAUUGAGUUUUUGGUUGCAUGAGUGGGUGAGUUUGGAUGAAAUGGAACGACAAGGAGUUGUCAGUUGUCAUUUUCCUUGUCCGGAUCAAAUUGAAACCCAGAAGAUUCAUGAUGAGCUCCUCUCGGCACGGAAAUGGCUUACACUCAGUCCACAUCACAGUGCCGUUUAUAUUCGUGAAUACUUUGGAGAGGAGAUUGCCUUUUUCAUUGGAUUCUUGGGACAUCUCUGCCGGUCAUUCUUCUUUCCUGGAGUCGUCGGGCUUUUGUUCCUGAUGGUGACCCUCACAAUCACAAUGGAAGGGCACAGGCUAGAUGGACUGAGGACCUUUCUUUGUGUGCCUCUUUCAGUUUGGGCUGCAAGCACACUUCAUAUGUUCGAGCGCAAGACUGCCAGAAUCAAGCAGGUUUGGGGAGUGAACGAGCGAGAAGCGAGGGAAAUGCCCAAUCCAGAUUGGGAUCCAGACCACACUGGUGAGUGUGGCAAGGUCUUGUCCAGCUUCAUAACAGUAUGUUUUAUAGCGAUCUAUGUGGCGGUGAUUUCAGCUCUCUUGGCUUGGCAGUUCCAAUCUGUCAGGGAAUCCAAAGCCGUCUUCCAGGGAACUUCACUCAUCCUGAGCAUCCUAAUCAAAGCUGGAGGUCUUGCUUGGAGAUAUCUUGCACCACUGGUCGUGAGCUUGGAGAACCGUCGGACACUAAAAGGCUACGAUGAUCAACUUGCCUUUUUGCUGUCUGGAGUCAAGCUCUUGAUGACCAACUUCCCCUUCUUUUACAGCUGCUUUCUAACCAACCUAGUUGAGACUCAGUGCGGGCAAAGCUUCCAAGAGGUUGCGUCUAAAGUUUGGAUUGGCUACAAUGAAAGUCUCAUCGAUAGCUCGGUCAAGGAGGCUCUUCUCAAGUAUAGCUUCACUUGGGAGACGCGAUUUCGAAGUGAAUACGGAACUUCAGUUUGUAUAAACGGCUGCUUCCCUCCAGACUGGCAGCAUGCACGGGCGGAUUCCAGAACAAACUGUGACUACGAUGUGAGCGCAAACUUGCUGACUUACUUUGUGUUUAUGCUGGUCCUGGACACUCUCUUUUUGAUUUGGCCAAUUGUCAUGGCCCGCUGGGAGAUGCACAAGGAGUACAGAAAGGUGCAAGAUUCAGAUUCCGGCGAAUCAGAUUUGCCAUAUUCAAUACUUCAAUGGGAAGCCAAGAAGUUUCGCUACAUCUACGAUUCGUGGGGUGGCGAUCGAGUGAAUGACUUCUUAGAUUUGGCUGUUGCUUAUUCUGUUGUUGCUUGCUGGGGAUGCAUUGUGCCGCCUAUUGCCACGCUAGCGCUCAUCGUGCUGUUCAUUUGCUUGCACCUCCGAAUCUACAGGAUGCUGUAUGUCACACGGCGUCCUUAUCCACAUGCCAGUGCUGGCCUUGGCAUUUGGAAGUCCAUCUUCCUUUACAUAAACAAGACAGCUGUUGCCUGCAAUGUGGCCCUGGCAGCCAUUUUCUUUUAUCCGAUGCGUUUGCAAGGGCCUGGUGAGCAGUUGAUCCUUUUUAUUGUUGCAGAGCAUGCGUUGCUCUUGCUGCAAGAAGCUGUCUACUUUUUCAUUCCAGAAGAGCCGUCCGACGUCAUUUCGAUCAAGUAUUUCAAUCGACAUGUCCUUGCGGUUCUGCAGCGACGUCGUGACCAAGAGAACCUCAUACCGCUGCAAAAGAGUGUGUUGAAUCACAUUGAUUUGACGCUGAAUCCGGACGGCUUGAACAGUGAAUGUUCUGAUGACUCUUCAGAGGGUUCGCAGACGGCAAGAAGCUUACUUCCCUGAUGACUCUACGUGAUUUUGACCGCAAUGCCUUCGUG
Molecule: messenger RNA, 2500 nt
Organism: Durusdinium trenchii
Lineage: Eukaryota; Dinophyceae; Suessiales; Symbiodiniaceae
Source: the annotation of a GenBank genome assembly